AUGUUACAUUACUUCCGCUAUGGCAAAGAUGCCACCAAGGUAGAGACUCCUGCCGCAAGCACCCCCGUUCGGGCUUUGCCUGCUUCUUGGUACACCUCCCCAGAGAUGUAUGAGAUGGAACGUCGGGCAAUCUUCGCAAAGCGUUGGCUCUUCAUUACUCACAAGUCUCGUCUUCAAAAGGCGGGUGAUUGGGUGCGCUACACCCUUGCUGGCUACGACUUUUUCCUCAUCCGGGAUCGCAAGGACAACAUCAAUGCUCUCCAUAAUACGUGCCGGCAUCGUGCGUACCCCGUGAUCGACAAGGAGGGAGAAGGAAAUGCACAGAUACUUGCCUGCAGAUACCAUGGCUGGUCUUAUGGUCUUGGUGGAAAUUUGGCUAAAGCGCCAGGUUACGAGAAACUAGCAGGAUUCGAUAAAAGCCAAAAUGGCCUUCAUCGCAUCCACGUCAAAAUCGACAAGAAUGGGUUCAUCUGGGUCAACAUGGAUGCAAAGGAGGUCCCAGAGGUGCCAUGGGAGGAACAUUUCCGAAACGUUGAUGUCCAAGCUCGUUACGAAGGCUACAACUUCGAUGAUUACGUCCUUGACCAUACAUACGAACUUAACGGCGACUACAACUGGAAGAUCGCAUCGGACAAUUUCAAUGAGUGCUACCACUGUCCUACCACCCAUCCGGAUAUUCCUGCCUUCCUUAACCUGGAUUCUUUUGAUAGCGACGUCAAGGAUGGGCACAUUCAACACCACUGCGUUGCCACCAAAGAGCAAAUUGAGAAGGGACUGAACGUCCAUAGUACUUACUACUUCCCCAAUGUAUCAAUGAGUGUCUCGCGGCAUUUCCUUAUGAUCCAAAAGUUUAUGCCCAAGGGACCUCAACAGUCCAUUAUGGCGUACGAAGUCUAUCGCAACAAGAACUCGUCCGAUGAGGAUUUCCAUUUGAUCGCCGACAUGUAUGCACGUGUAAUGGGUGAGGACAAAGUUCUCUGUGAUAAAGCUCAGAAGAAUCUCGACCGUGGCGUGUUUGUCAAUGGCCAACUCCACCCUCAAUUCGAGAAAGCACCACUUUUCUUCCAGAACACGGUUCGAGCCGUCAUCACGGAACAUUUCAACAAGGAGAAGGCUGCGGGACAUGAGAUCAACGCAGCAAAGAGCGUGCAGACUGACUCUAAAGAGACGGAGUCGGAUGAAGCAAUAUGCGCAGGUAUUGCAUGUGGAACGCAGAAGGAGGUCCUCGCUUGGUAG
Messenger RNA from Aaosphaeria arxii CBS 175.79, 1236 nucleotides. Its product is annotated as ISP domain-containing protein. The transcript has 2 exons. The coding region runs from base 1 to 1236 and encodes 411 amino acids. Gene Ontology annotation, molecular function: iron ion binding; 2 iron, 2 sulfur cluster binding. NCBI's taxonomy places the organism in Eukaryota, Fungi, Ascomycota, Dothideomycetes, Pleosporales. The record is from RefSeq and is a predicted model, not a curated record.